AUGAUAAACGGACAUUACCCUGCCAAGAGUAGUCUGGCUGGCAGCCAGUUGUCGCUGGGCUCCAGUCCUGGACUAGGUGGCAGCCCGGUCAUGUCAGACAUCUCUCUGAUCCGUCUGUCCCCCCACGCAGCCGGGACAGGGGAGUCCCCCUUCAGCCCCGCUCACCCCUACUUCCACCCUCACAUGGAGCACUACCUCCGCUCCCUUCACAGCAGCCCAACCCUGUCCAUGAUCUCUGCAGCCCGCGGACUCAGCCCUGCAGACUUGGCACAUGAACACUUGAAAGAGCGGGGUCUGUUUGGGUUGCCCCCUCCCCCUCCUGGAGCCAGCCCUGCUGAGUUCUACCACCUGAUGACCAGCCAUCGUAACCCCUACGGAGAGCUGCUGAUGCAGGGGGGUGGGGCGGCAGCUGCACACCUGCCAGACUACAUCACCCCCAUGGAAGUGUCACGGUUCCCCAGUCCCAGACUGACCCCCAGGCUGAACAGAAAGCGAGCCCUGUCCAUCUCGCCUCUCUCAGACGCCAGCAUCGACCUGCAGACCAUGAUCCGUACCUCGCCCAACUCUCUGGUGGCCUACAUCAACAACUCACGCUCCAGCUCUGCAGCUAGCAGCUCCUARGGACACCUCUCUGUUGGAGGCAUCAGUCCGUCCUUUACCUUCCCCCACCACAUCAACCCCAUGGCCUACCAGCAGCUCCUGUCCCAGCAGAGAGGCCUGAGUGUGUUUGGCCACACCCCUCCUCUCAUCCAGCCCCCACCCAUCUUCUCCAGUCGCCAGUCUGCCCUGGGUCUCUCCUCUCUGCCCCCCUCCUCACACAACCACCACAAUGGCUCACAGUCAAAGAACACAUGUGGGGACUCGGCAGUGAGCAGUACAGUCAAUCCCAUGAUCACCAAGAGGUCAAAGGUGAAGACAGAGGUGGAGUGUCCGAGGCCGCUGUCCCCAUGCUCUCCGGAUCAUCUAGGUGGGAUGCUGGACCUGAAGGAGGACUUGGAUAAAGAUGAAUGCAAGCAUGAGCCAGAGAUGGUGUAUGAGACCAACUGCCACUGGGAAGGAUGCUCCAAGGAGUACGACACGCAGGAACAACUGGUCCAUCACAUCAAUAACGACCACAUCCACGGGGAGAAGAAGGAGUUUGUGUGCCGCUGGGAUGAGUGUUCCAGGGAGCAGAAGCCCUUUAAGGCCCAGUACAUGCUGGUGGUUCACAUGAGGAGACACACGGGGGAGAAGCCACACAAGUGUACCUUUGAGGGCUGCUGUAAGGCCUAUUCUCGCCUGGAAAAUCUGAAGACCCACCUGCGAUCUCACACCGGGGAAAAACCAUAUGUGUGUGACCACGAGGGAUGCAACAAAGUCUCCAAUGCCUCGGACAGAGCCAAGCACCAGAAUCGCACACACUCCAACGAGAAACCCUACGUGUGUAAAGUCCCCGGGUGUACGAAGCGCUACACGGACCCCAGCUCUCUCAGAAAGCACGUGAAGACAGUCCACGGACCAGAGGCCCACGUCACCAAGAAACAGCGCAGUGACCUGCCGCCCAGCAGACCCGUGCCACCCAAAGAGAAUGGAGAAAACGAGACAGGCCGGGGCAUGGAGAAGAUGGACAGCACCUCGAGAGGCAUGGAGGACUACCUGCAGGUCAAGUCUAUCAAGACGGAGAAGUCUGUGAUGUAUCAGUCCAGCCCUGGUGGUCAGUCGUCAUGUAGCAGCGAGCCGUCGCCACUUGGCGGUUCCACCAACCAUGACAGUGGAGUAGAGAUGGCCCUCCAUAGCGGCGGGGGCAGCAUGGGGGACCUGACUGGGCUGGACGACCCCUCAGGGCCCCUCAUGGACUCCUCCUUCUCUGGCCUCUGGUCUGGGACAGCAGGGGUCGGGGUGGGCCUCCACCUACGUCAACACCUAGGCCCCAGCCACAUCCACAGACUAGAACACCUGAAGAAGGAGAAACUGAAGACGGCGAGGGACUCCUGCCAGUGGGCCAAUCAUCAUCCAGCUGCUCCAGUCCAGAACACCAAGCUACCGCCCAUACCAGCAAGCGGGUCCCUUCUGGAGAGUGGAAAUAUGUGUGGUGGGCCUGGAUCGUUCAGCCUCAGUGAGCUGUGUUCCAGUAAGGUGACUGUCCUGAACCAGCUGGACCAUCUGAUGGAGCGCAGGGACAGCGCCACCAGCACCGUCUCCUCUGCCUACAUCAGCCGCCGCUCCUCUGGCAUCUCCCCCUGCUACUCCAGCCGCCGCUCCAGCGACGCCUCCACGUUCAGUGGUCACCGCCACCACAACAUCAGCUCCACCGGCUCCUACGACCCCAUCUCUGCAGACCUGUCCCGGAGGUCCAGCGACGCCAGCCAGUGUGGAGGUGGUGGAGGAGGGGGACGGCUGCCCAGUAACCUCAGCCUCACCCCCGCCCAGCACUACCACCUCAAGGCGAAAUAUGCGGCGGCUACAGGCGGAGCCCCACCCACACCUUUACCCAACAUGGAGAGGAUGAGUCUCAAAACCUGCUUGGCCCUCUACAGGGACGCUUCCCAGGGAGACUCGUCGUCUGGUUACUCCUCCUUCAACACCAUUGUCCCCAGUGGGGUUCCCAGGCGCUGCAGCGGCGAUAUGGGAAGAGACAGAACGUGUCCCCUUCUGAGCAGUAUGAAUGCUGCGUGGUCCCAUGGUAAACCCUACGUGUGUAAAGUCCCCGGGUGUACGAAGCGCUACACGGACCCCAGCUCUCUCAGGAAGCACGUGAAGACAGUCCACGGACCAGAGGCCCACAUCACCAAGAAACAGCGCAGCGACCUGCCGCCCAGCAGACCCAUGCCACCCAAAGAGAAUGGAGAGAACGAGACAGGCCGGGGCAUGGAGGAGAAGAUGGACAGCACCUCGAGAGGCACGGAGGACUACCUGCAGGUCACGUCUAUCAAGACGGAGAACUCUGUGAUGUAUCAGUCCAGCCCUGGUGGUCAGUCGUCAUGUAGCAGCGAGCCGUCGCCACUUGGCAGUUCCACCAACCAUGACAGUGGAYUAGAGAUGGCCCUCCARAGCYGCGGGGGKAGCAUGGGGGACCUGACUGGGCUGGACGACCCCUCAGGGCCCCUCAUGGACUCCUCCUUCUCUGGCCUCUGGUCUGGGACAGCAGGGGUCGGGGUGGGCCUCCACCUACGUCAACACCUAGGCCCCAGCCACAUCCACAGACUAGAACACCUGAAGAAGGAGAAACUGAAGACGGUGAGGGACUCCUGCCAGUGGGCCAAUCAUCAUCCAUCUCCUCCAGUCCAGAACACCAAGCUACCGCCCAUACCAGCAAACGGGUCCCUUCUGGAGAGAGGAAACAUGGGUGGUGGGCCUGGAUCGUUCCUCAGCCUCAGUGAGCUGUGUUCCAGUAAGGUGACUGUCCUGAACCAGCUGGACCAUCUGAUGGAGCGCAGGGACAGCACCACCAGCACCGUCUCCUCUGCCUACAUCAGCCGGCGCUCCUCUGGCAUCUCCCCCUGCCACCACAGCCGCCGCUCCAGCGACGCCUCCACGUUCAGUGGCCACCGCCACAACAACAUCAGCUCCACCGGCUCCUACGACCCCAUCUCUACAGACCUGUCCCGGAGGUCCAGCGACGCCAGCCAGUGUGGAGGUGGUGGAGGAGGGGGAGGGCUGCCCAGUCACCUCAGCCUCACCCCCGCCCAGCACUACCACCUCAAGGCUAAAUAUGCGGCGGCUACAGGUGGAGCCCCACCCACACCUCUACCCAACAUGGAGAGGAUGAGUCUCAAGACCUGCAUGGCCCUCUACAGGGAUGCUUCCCAGGGAGACUCGUCGUCUGGUUACUCCUCCUUCAACACCAUUGUCCCCAGUGGGGUUCCCAGGCGCUGCAGCGGCGAUAUGGGAAGCUAUAACGGCCGCAGCAUGAUGCCCCACGAAGCUCCGUCCAACAUUCCCCGUCGGGCUAGCGACCCCGUCCCCCGGCGGCCAUCCCUGCACCCACUGUCCCAUCAGCCUCAGGUGCAGCGCUACAACAGCACGGGCAACAUGCAGAACCUCCACCCACACGCCUCCCAGCCCAACCAGGCCCUGUCUGCAGCCGAGCGGCGCCACCUGGCGCUCCAGAGCCACCAGCCGCGCUCCGACGACAGCCUGCAGCGAUACCCCUACUGCCCCCGGCCGCCCAGCAUCUCUGAGAACGUGGCCAUGGAGACCAUGGCCGGCGCUAUGAGCGGUAGGCGCAACAGCAGUGAGGAGGAGAUGAUGGUACUUCCUGAUGACGUCGUUCACUACAUCACUGCUCAGGGCGGAGCUGGAGAGUCAGACUGUGCCAACGGGUACAACCGACAAGCACAAUGUGGUUUCCAUGGAAACGCAAUAAACCUUAACCCCCAGCAACAACAGCAGUUUUACCACCAGCGAAGGAUGGCUGUGGUGGACACCAAUAUGAGUAUGAACCCUUCGUCUGCACCACAAACCAUGCGCCUCUCCUGUGCCCUAAGCCCAGGCCAUCCGCAGCAGUCUUUCCCCUCCUCACCCAGUAAGACGAGCACCAUGCCGGUACAGUGGAACGAGGUCAGCUCAGGGACUGUGGAAGCUCUUCACAACCCAACCCAACAUCUGCCGUUCGGUCGAAGCAACUCAAACCUCGCCAUGGUCCAACAGAAACAGAACUUUGUCUCGUUCCAGAAGCAGAAUCUUAACUCCAACCAACACAUUGCACAGAUUAACCACAACCUGGCUCACGCAGCCCAGCAGGGGAGAUACAUAGAGCAGCAUAAGGAUGACUCGAGGCUGAGCUGUGUCCAGCAACAGAGCCUACAGCAACAGCAGCCCGCUAAUGCUAACCUCAAUGAACCAGUGAGUCUCGGGUAUGGGUUUAACCAGGGUCUUGGUCCUAGCGAUGCUAACACUAACCAGCGGUCCUCCUGUAGUAGUAUGGCAGUUGGUGGCACUCUGGGUAUGUUGAGCCAAAACGGUAAACAACAACAGACAGUGCACACUGUAGACACGCAGAACAGCCGGCUGGGGGCGCAGCCAGGGGGGAGUCAAUCGUCUCAAGUCACAUUUAAGGAUAGCGGUGUGAAUUCUUCACGGAUGAUCUCACAGAACUAUAAUAUAGCGUCCCAGGUUCAGCAUCCCAUCCAAAAUGGAGGUCAAAUACUCCUCCAGCCAAGACCGCCCACAGAACCUAAGUCUCUAAGCAGACAGCAUUCAGGGUCAAUGACAAUGCAGCGACAAAACUCAAUUGGCAAUCACUGCAGCAAUGGCAACAACACAGACAGCAAUGUUAUGUUCUACACAGGACAGAUACACGUGUUUGAGCCAAACGGAAACGUCAAUAUGCAGAUGAUGACAUCAUCAGUAGUGGACGUUCUUCAAUGUCCCUCAGACAGCACUGAGACCGCCAUGACCUCACCGGGAGUAAGCAACCAGGUCUCUAGUACGGUGGACUCGUCCAAUGGGACAGGGGCAGAGGAGCCCCAGAUUGACUUUGACACCAUGCUGGAUGACGGGGACCACUCCAGCCUGAUGUCAGGCACCAUCAGCCCCAGRAUCCUCCAGAGUCUGUCCCAGACCUCCUCCAGACUCACCACCCCCCYGAACUCUGUCACCCUGCCCUCCCUGCCCCUCCCUGCAGGGGGCAGCAACAUGGCCAUCGGCGAUAUGAGCUCCCUGCUCACCGCGCUUGCAGAAGAGAACAAGUUCCUCAGCAUGAUGUCAUAAGGAUGAUCCCAAAUACACUGAAGGCAGACACAGGUAAAACACACAUUACCUACCUUGGUGUAUUUGGCCCAGGACGUGUGUUAAAAGAAAUGACCUAUUGCAACACAAGCUCUAAGAACGAUAGUUUAUCUACCACCAAGAGUUUAAACUGACUGUGUGAAUGACAAGAGGGGAACCUACUAGUUAACAUUGUUGCAGAGGUCCUCCUGACCAUGUGAUUGAACACUAAGCACCUCAUUGGAGAACUUUGARGYCCACRAGAGACUAAGGAARSUAUGAGAUUCUGAAGACUUCAUGCUAAAWCACCACUAUGUUUGUGCUACUUAUUGUAUUYUCCUGUACAGUAUCAUUAUGGAGCUAAUAUGGCGAUUUCAUAUCUAUUGAGAAGCCAUAUUUUGCCUUAGAUGAGUAAGUAAGUAUAAUGUAAUCCACAGCACAAUUCUGUUAAUGUUGUACAUGAGAUAGUGUACAGUUCUGCAGUAAAACAAGUUUACCAAGUGCCUGGCUAUGCCGCAGAAUAUGCAAGACAAGCAUAUGACACAGAUCACGUUGAAGUGCAACCAGGUCCUUCUGUAUGAUACCGAUUUUGGAUUUUUCUAUCAUUUAGUUAUUUAAAGACACACAUAUAUGUAAAUUGUGUAAAUGACUUGAUCUAAAACAAUUUGAUUCUUUCUCUCAGAUCUUAUCUGAAACUCAUUCAUCUGUGCAGAUUAGAUUUUUUUUCUGUCAGUGAAGUUGCAGCAACAAAAAAAUCUGGGAGAAAAAUGAUUAAAUCAUUCAUUAGAGUCAGAAGAAAUCUUUUUCUAAUCUAUUUAGUCAUGUCAGGUCUAUUUCCAUGCAGUGUCUUCGAUAUGAGCCAUUGUCUUAUUUGUCUGUCGCGUUGAGUUGGACUAUUGAGAUGAACAGUGACGUCUCAGUGUCGCGGACAAGUUGUGACUGGAAUUAAGCGACAAUUUCUAAAGAAUAUGCAAAUACUUGAUAUGAUACAUAUUCUGGGGGUGAUAACGUUGCUAUUAACUCUUGGUGAUGAAUUAGGAAAAAUCUAAAAGCGAAAGAGAAUCCUCCUUUUCGGUGUCAAAUGACUUUUUCUCCAAUGCAGCCCUUGAUGAUGACGAGGAAUCGAAGAUAUCAUAGUGUAUUAGGAAUCAAUGUUGUUGUUUUUGUACACUACCAUGCAACUCUGUUGUGUCGGAUAUGUAUAUAUCUUUUGUACAUUUUUAUGAAAUACAAUAUUGUUGUUGUUUUUUUACUUAA
Molecule: messenger RNA, 6945 nt
Organism: Salvelinus sp. IW2-2015
Lineage: Eukaryota; Metazoa; Chordata; Actinopteri; Salmoniformes; Salmonidae
Source: RefSeq, a predicted model, not a curated record